Paramuricea clavata is the source of this 2053-nucleotide messenger RNA. The record is from the annotation of a GenBank genome assembly. NCBI's taxonomy places the organism in Eukaryota, Metazoa, Cnidaria, Anthozoa, Malacalcyonacea, Plexauridae.
AUGAAAUCUUUUGCCAUAUCACUCUACCAUGUGAGUGGUAAGGCAUAUAGACUAGUUUCAAAAUUUUUUAACCUACCUUCAAAAAGCAGUCUUCUGAGAUGGGUAUCUGGGUUACCAAUAUCUCCAGGGAUAUCACAAAAAGCAUUGGAUGCUAUUGAAAGCAAGGUAAAAUGCAUGAGUGAUGCUGGCAAGCUAUGCACAAUUUCCAUGGAUGAAAUAUCCCUGAAAACAUCACUCAUGUAUGACUCCAGAAGAAAUGAGGUUGUUGGUGUCGAAGAUUUUGGAAAGGGCCAUCGAACCAAUCGCCUGGCAACAGCUGCUGUCGUAUUCAUGGCCCGUGGUAUAACAUCCAAUUGGAAACAGCCCCUUGGAUACUAUUUAGUCCACGAGUCUUGUCCAAGCAGCAUCCUAAAAACAAAAUUGUUUGAGAUAAUUGGCCAAAUUACAUCGAUUGGUCUCAAAGUACGUGCUAUCAUAUCUGACCUUGGUUCUAAUUUUCAGAAACUUCUAAGGGAAAUGAACAUCACACCAACAGCACCAUGGUUUAUGUACAAUGGCAGAAAGAUUUUCUAUUUGUUCGACCCCCCGCACCUAAUAAAGGCUGUCAGGAACAACUUGAUUAAUUACGACUUUCAUUAUGGCCACCAAAUCGCCCAAUGGAAUGACAUAUUAACAAUGUAUGAAAGGGACAAGUCGCUAGCAAUUCGAUGCUGCCCAAAACUGACAGACAAACAUAUACAUUUAACUGGAUUUACGAAAAUGAAAGUAUGCUACCCAAAUUCUUAGCCAUUCUGUCUCCGCUACUAUUUUCACCUAUGUUAGUCUUGGUGCCCUACCUUCAACUGGUGCAAGCACUGCUGAACUUGUUGCCAAUUUUGACAAAAUAUUUGACUGUCUGAACAGCUCAACAUUAAACAGUUCAAAACAACAUCGAAGACCAAUCUCUGACAAGUCUGUUCACCAUGAGUUUCUUUCAGACAUGUUAUCAUUAAUAAAAUCCAUAAAAGUCGUUGAUAGUGCCACACAGCAAGACCACACAAACAACUUAAAAUGUCCGAAUGGUUUGUGCCUGACCAUAACUGGAGUUUUAUCCCUAUGGAAAAUGCUUCAUGAAGAAGACUCCAUUGAUUUUCUUAUGACAAGGCGGCUCAAUCAAGACCCCCUUGAGAACUUCUUUGGCUCAAUCCGCCUAUAAUCCUACCCCACUCCAAUUCACCAGGGCUUUCAGAAAACUUUUCUAUGAUCACUGUCUAGUCCUUUCAAGUGGAAACUGCACAGAGGAUCUAGAUGUAAUUCUACUGGCUGGGUCUAACUUCCAGAAAGCGUCAAAGCCACCUGAACGGGAUGUCACAAAAGGACCAGCUGCAGCUCCUAUGGAAGUUGAUGUCACUGAUUACAAAUCCUGCCUAGAAGGUAACAUCAUUGGGAUGAAUGCAGUAACAUAUGUCACAGGCUAUCUGCUUAAGAAGUACUUUCUGAAGCAUUUCUGUGAUAUAUGUCAGAAUGCACUGACCAAGCAAGAUCUAAACAGCAGCACACAAUUGCUAUGCUUAUUCAAGACAUACGAAGAAACGAAAGAAAAACCUUUUGGUGGACUUAUUUCACCAUCAGAUACAUUUUUAGACCAUCUUCUGGGCUUGGAAGCAAAAUUUGUUAUAGAAUUUGAAAACAAUGUAAGUAAGUUAGAGAUUGGGAAGUACUUACUUUCAAAACUUCCAACGUUUUCAUUGUUAGGAUGUCCAAGUUUUCCAAGCUUGUAUUUGUUGAGACUCUUUGUUAGGGUGCGCAUUCACUAUGCAUUAAAAUUUGGUAACAAAGCACUGUACUCUGCAAAGAAAAAUAGAAAAUACCUGAAAGUAAGCCAUUUAUAGGUAUGUAAUAGUACCCUAUUUUUCCCACUUUAAAAGUGCUUGUAUGUAGAAACUCAACAACCCUUUUUUCCUCUGGAAAAACGUACGGUCGAGGUAGGGUUUGUUGUACAUGCCUAUUCCUACUGUGGCAUUCAAAGAUAUUUGUUGCAUCUUUUACAGGUAAAAAGGUGUCAUACUUCUAA